This is a messenger RNA of Poeciliopsis prolifica (blackstripe livebearer), 2500 nucleotides long. It is a transcript of the gene barhl1b, whose product is annotated as BarH-like homeobox 1b. The coding region runs from base 640 to 1623 and encodes 327 amino acids. Gene Ontology annotation, molecular function: DNA-binding transcription factor activity, RNA polymerase II-specific; RNA polymerase II transcription regulatory region sequence-specific DNA binding. NCBI's taxonomy places the organism in Eukaryota, Metazoa, Chordata, Actinopteri, Cyprinodontiformes, Poeciliidae. The record is from RefSeq and is a predicted model, not a curated record. Gene Ontology annotation, biological process: regulation of transcription by RNA polymerase II. Gene Ontology annotation, cellular component: nucleus. The transcript is spliced from 3 exons.
GGGGACUCACGUGGACGAGGCGCUCUUAAAACCUCGCUCCUGACUUUUCCUCAAGUUCAAUUUUUUGGGAUUCCCUCCCACCGCAGCCGCAUCAAGUCGCUUUUACUUCCCCAGUUGUCGCUAUUUAACCCACUUUAUCUCUCCUUCCUCUUCCUCCUUUCCUCCUUCCUUCUGGUCUUCCUUCCUUCCUUCCCUCCUUCCUUCCUUCCCUCCUUUCUUUCCACGGACUCUCCUGUCGCUCCCAGCUCCUUAAAGCCCGUUUUUAAAACCCGCUUUAGCUGCGCACGGGAAUGCCGCUGCACGGCGUCCGGCGGGAGUUCGGCUCCUGUCCAUGGUGCUGAAAACCGGAACCUUUCCUCUUCCUCGAGCCCAAUCGAUCGCCGCGCCAGCUGCGUUAUUGAUCUCCGACCACAAGAAACUCGGAUAAGCGAACUGUUUUCAUUUGAAUGUUGAUCUGGAACUAUUUCCGCCGACCGACCCGGCAGGAGGACUGGAGGCGACGCGCAUCAGAACAAGCGGCGGCGGCGCGUUUUCCGGAGAACAUAAUCCAGCUUCCUCAGAGUAAAACUUGCGCCUGAAACCAAAUGGUCGUUUGAAACAGAGAUUAAGAAAAAAAAAAAAAAAGGCCUCAUCGGAACAAUGGAGGCGACCACCAACGGGUCCAGUUUCGGCAUCGACUCGCUGCUGUCCCACCGGCCGGGGAGCCCGCUGUCCAAGGCGGACGGCCUGCUGCCGGAGUGCCGCUCGCCGCUGGAGUUCAGCCCCAGAUCGGACGUGGAGAGCGGCUGCUCGUCGCCUCCGUCGCCCCGCAGGGAGUGCGCGGAGGAGGCGGCGCAGAGGCAGGUGCACAGCGCGGGGCUGCCGCCGCACCUGCAGCACGCCGCACAGAUCUCUGCGGGCGCGCAGCAGCGGACCGUCACCUCCUCCUUCCUCAUCAGGGACAUCCUGGCGGACUGCAAGCCGCUGGCCGCCUGCGCGCCCUACUCCAGCAACGGGCAGCCGACGCAGGAGGCCGGGCGGCUGGCCGCCAAGAUAGCGGACGAUUUCAUCGAGAAGAUCCACAGCAACUCCUCAUCGGACAGCGAGUACAAAGUGAAAGAGGAGGGGGACCGGGAGAUCUCCAGCAGCAGGGACAGCCCGCAGGUCCGGCUCAAGAAGCCCCGCAAGGCCCGCACGGCCUUCACGGACCACCAGCUGGCGCAGCUGGAGCGCAGCUUCGAGCGCCAAAAGUACCUGAGCGUCCAGGACCGGAUGGAGCUGGCGGCCUCCCUCAACCUCACCGACACGCAGGUCAAGACCUGGUACCAGAACCGGAGGACAAAGUGGAAGCGGCAGACCGCGGUCGGGCUGGAGCUGCUGGCGGAAGCCGGGAACUACUCCGCCCUGCAGAGGAUGUUCCCGUCCCCGUAUUUCUACCCGCAGAGCCUGGUGUCCAACCUGGACCCCGGGGCGGCCCUGUACCUGUACAGGGGCCCCUCGGCGCCCCCGCCGGCCCUACAGAGACCGCUGGUCCCGCGGAUCCUCCUGCACGGGCUGCAGGGAGGCGGCGAGCCGCCGCCGCCGCCGCCGCCCCCGCUGCCCCCCAUGUCCGGAGUGCUUCCCCGGCCUGCGCAGCAGCGGUGAGCCGGGCGGUGAGCCGGACCCCCUGCUGAGUUUUUAUAGCACAACCUGGACCCACUUUGAGCGAACAGGACAAAAUAAAGAGAGAACGAUGAACAGUCAGGCCCUUUACGGGACAGAACUGGACGGAACCGAGCCGGAGAGACUCGAAACGGACUUUUUGUUGUUGUUUUUGUUUGUCUUCGUGAGACAGAAGCUUUAUUUAUAAUUUAUUUAUUUUUCCAGAAGGCAGUAAAGCCUUUAAGUUAAGUAUUUAUUUACACCCAGUUUCAGUAUUCGACCUCCAGCCAAUUAUUAUUAUUAUUAUUAUUAUUAUUAUUAUUAUUAUUAUUAUUAUUAUUAUUAUUAUUAUUAUUAUUAUUUACAGGUCAAAUGAUCAAACGUUCAUGUCUGAAUAAAAAGUAGUUGUAUCAUCCAAAGGAACAAUAUUUUUUAGUCUUUCAUUCCUCCGAGUCGUGUAAAUAAGAAAUAAGAGGAGUGUUUUUGUUCGACUGUUCGCUGCUCGGUCCAGUUGGAACCGAACUGAUAAUAAAUAUACGGACGGACUGGAUGUUUGGAUCCACAGACCUGGGCUCUUGCUGACUGAAAUAUUGCAAAUUAUUUAUAUCUAAAACGCGGUUUUAGCCCCUCAACAGAUUUUAAUGUUUCUCCUCGGCGAGGCCUCGGUUUUUUGUAUUUUUAUCGAUAAUCGAUUAAUCAGGCUUGGGCCCCCCGAGCUCAGGUGGAUUUGUUGACGUUGUGCAUCAUUUCUGUUAUUUCAUAUGAAGCUGUGAUAAUAACUCCGUACUGUUCCGACUCUCCUUUAUAUUGGUGAACAUGUAUAUUGCAGAUAUCAACCUUGUGGAGUGAUUUAGGUAUAAUUACAUUUCCUGGAUUUUAU